AUCUUCUCUUUCUCGUUCCCUUUCCCUCCCCCUCCAAAACCAACAGUUCCCAUACUGUACUGUACCUGCAGCAGAAUCAUGGCGGACAAACCUUCGGUGGACACUGCCGAUGUCACCGGCAAUGAAAAGGCCAUCUUCGAGACGCCCACCACCGGGCUGGAAGAGCAGGGCGGUCGUCGCAAGUCUGUCGCUCUCAACCUGGUCGAGAAUCCUUUGAAGCGCACUUCGCCGGAACAGACGGUCCUCAAUGCCAUGUCUUUCGCCGAGACCCACGGCAUGCCCGAGCAUGCAAACCUCUUUGGUCGCGCCGCCCUCGUCGCCCGCGACCCGGACAACUUCGCCAGCGUCAACGAACUCGAGGACCACGAGCGCAACGCCCUCCAGUACGAAAAGGAUCACAAGUGGCAUGGCCCCAAGAUGCUCUGGUACUCGAUCGGCUUGUGCGCCAUCGGAGCCGCCACCCAGGGUUGGGAUCAGACCGGUUCCAACGGUGCCAACUUGUCCUUCCCUGAAGCUUUCGGGAUCAACGGCAAAGGCAAAGAUGAAUGGAUCGUCGGUAUUAUCAACGCCAUCAUUUUCUUGACGGCCGGUCUCAUUGGUGCUUUCAUUGUCGAUCCUCUCAAUCACUACUUUGGACGAAGAGGCGAGAUUUUCAUCACCGCUUGCUGUCUGACUGCAACGCCCAUCGGUUCCGGAUUUGCAAAGUCAUGGCAAGGAUUGUUCGCCGCUCGAUUCGUCAUGGGUAUUGGAAUUGGUGCAAAGAACGCGACGGUGCCCAUCUACUCUGCUGAGAUGGCCCCGGCCCGUGUCCGAGGUGCUCUCGUCAUGUUCUGGCAACUCUGGGUCGUCACUGGUAUCUUCUUGGGUUUUGCUGCCAAUGUCAUCGUCAAGGACACUGGUAGAAUCUCAUGGCGGCUUCAGCUUGGUUCGGCCUUUAUCCCAUCUUUCAUCCUCAUGAUCGGAAUUUACUUCUGUCCCGAAAGUCCUCGUUGGCUCAUGAAGCAUGGAAGGCACGCCCAGGGAUUCCGAUCGAUGCAAAGACUGCGAGCUCAUCCCAUCAUUGCCGCCAGAGAUUUCUACUACUCGCACGUUCUCUAUGAGGAGGAACUUCGUGAAGCUCGUGGCAACGGUUAUUUCGCCCGUUUGUGGGACUGCUUCGCCGUGCCCAGAAUCAGGCGCGCCAACUAUGGUGCCUCCACCGUGAUGAUUGCUCAGCAGAUGUGUGGCAUCAACAUCAUCUCCUUCUACAGUUCAACCAUCUUCGAAGAUGUCGGCUAUACCCCAACUCAGGCCCUGUACGCAUCUUUGGGUUAUGGUGCCAUCCAGAUGGUGGCGACGUUCCCCACCCUGUUCCUCAUCGACACCAAGGGCCGAAGAACCUUGACCUUGGCGACCUUCCCUUUCAUGUGCCUCUUCUUGUUGGCCGCCGGUCUAUCUCUUCUCAAAACGGAUGGAAGCCGUGGAUCCCAGAUUGGUCCUGUUGUCUUAUUCGUCUACCUCUUCACCAUCGCCUAUUCCCUGGGAGAAGGUCCCAUUGCAUUCCAGUACUCUGCAGAAGUGUUCCCUACUAUUCAGCGUGAGCAGGGGAUGGCUUGGGCAGUCUGCAUCAACAACACUUUUGCUGGUAUCCUCAGCUUGACCUUCCCUCGUAUGAGGACCGUCAUGACUCCCACUGGGGCUUUCGGUUUCUAUGCUGGACUCAACCUGAUUGCCUGGUUCAUGAUCUUCUGUUUCGUCAGAGAAACCAAACAACUCACCCUGGAAGAAAUUGACCAGGUCUUUUCGGUCCCGACCAAGAGCUUCCUCGGAUAUGAAUUGAAAGUAUGGCUUCCUUACUUCAUCAAGCGACACAUUUUCCGACAAAAGAUUCCCAAGCCACCUGGAAUCAUUGAACGUGCCGAAGACGCCGACAGGGCCGACGUGGCCGACGUAUACUAGACGGUACCAUGCCUAGAUUCCGCAGAGAACUGCACUCCUGGGGGAAAAUCAUCAAGGUUUGGACAAUUGGACGCCUCCGACGAUUUCGACCGUUCCAUAAGUUCCGCACAAGACUCAAUGGGAUGUCAAGUGCAAGUCGGGAGCAUUCACGAAGAUGAAUAUCGACAAGGGUAAUGGCAAUAGAUGUCAACAGGCUGGAGGAAAUAAGUCGGUCUUGUGCAAAGCGACGCGCUCGCUCGUGUUCGCCAUUAGACUUAGACUUGACUUUUGCUCUCUUUUAGAGUAGACUACUAUCCUUUUAAUGGUCAAUCAUCACCUCGACAUAGA
Messenger RNA from Exophiala oligosperma, 2265 nucleotides. RefSeq lists its product as uncharacterized. Lineage: Eukaryota; Fungi; Ascomycota; Eurotiomycetes; Chaetothyriales; Herpotrichiellaceae. The transcript is spliced from 11 exons. The record is from RefSeq and is a predicted model, not a curated record. Gene Ontology annotation, cellular component: membrane. Gene Ontology annotation, molecular function: myo-inositol:proton symporter activity. Gene Ontology annotation, biological process: transmembrane transport. Bases 79 to 1938 code for a protein of 619 amino acids.